GUCCGGCUUUAGUUUUUUGCUCGGUUUAGGAAAGAGCUGAAGUUGUCUGGAUAAAAAUGAUAUGAUAAAAAUAAGCUUAGCCUGAUUGUCACAGAUUUCUGGCGUCUUGCGGGCCUUUUGAGGCCCAAGAAAAGUAUGCAUCGUGGGGAUAAAGACUUGCAGACAGCUGCACGCAAAAUGGGUACAUCCUUACUGUUUCAGCUGUCUGCCUAUGAACGGGACCUAGAUUUAGUAUUUCUGGACCACAGCUAUGCAAAACCAUGGAACGCUCACCCAGAUGCCAGCAGUGCUCGGCCUACAAGGACGCUGUUCGUGACUCCUCGUCGUCAACCUGAACCCUCAUCAGACUCCGAAUCUCUAAUAGAUGUGGAAACGGUCAUGCCGUCACCUGUUCUUCUAUACGACAACCAGAAGGCUCUUAGUGUGAUGAAGGAAUGUGAACGACAUGUCCUGUUUGCUCGAACUGCUGCCGAGAGCCCCCCACCCCCUGAGGACUGGGAGGAACAUCUAAACAAGACGGGAUGGUCAGUGGUGCAGAACAAACUGUUCAACAAAGUCCUUAAAGCUCUUCAAGCUGAAAGACUUGCACGUCUGGCCAAUGAAAAUGCAUGCAACGAACCAAUUUUGCGACGAAUAGCUGUGGACAAGUGUGCCAAGAAGGUACGACACGCACUCGCCAGCGUGAACUGGGAUUCUAAACUGACCCAGUGGUUACACACAACUCUGAUUGAAUCUUUAAGCCUCACCAUGCUUGCUGCAUACCUGGAUGUGCUGCAGACUCUCAAAAGCAAGCUGCCCUCGCUGAUCGAGAGAAUGCUGCUGCCGUCUGCAAAGACUGGAGCUCCCAGUGCAGAGGCUUUGUCACUGCUUCUGAAACGCCCUUGGGAUCCAGCUGUCGGAGUCCUGUCACAAAACAAACCGAACAAACUUCCCGGAUCCCCUCUCAUCCUUAUUGCACCAUCAAGCCCAACUAAUCCUGCCCUCUCCACCUCACGACGCAUGAGAUUUUGGCAGUCGCAGCUCUCCUGCUUUGGAAAGGUGAUCCCAGUGCACACUCAUGUGAACAGCGGAGCCAGUAUUGGAAUCACACAAUGUUUGGAGCACAUGUUGGGGACCGUCAGGGCCAAAGUCAUGGAGGUUCACAGUCACUUCCCACAUAAACCCAUCAUCCUGGUUGGCUGGAAUGCCGGUGCUCUUAUUGCUUGUCAUGUAUCCCUUAUGGAGUAUCUGACUGCUGUGGUGUGUCUUGGCUUCCCGCUGUUAACAGUCAAUGGGCCGAGAGGGGAUGUGGAUGACCCCCUGUUGGACAUGAAGACCCCCGUGCUGUUUGUGGUUGGACAGAAUGCUCUCCAGUGUACCACAGACGGCAUGGAGGAGUUCAGGGAGAGGCUGAGGGCAGAUAACAGCAUGGUGGUGGUGGGAGGAGCAGACGACAACCUCAGAAUCAAUUCAGCAAAGAUGAAAUCAGAAGGAUUAACGCAGUCAAUGGUGGAUCGCUGCAUUCAGGAUGAGAUAGCUGACUUCUUGUCAGGUGUCCUAACUCGGGCAGAGGGCCACAGUCAUGGUUCUGGAGAGAUGCGGGACUUGGACACAGAGAAGAAGAAAAGGCCUCGGCGAGAACUUCCCUUUGAUAUUGAGAGAGGACGACCUUCGUCCCCUGCGCUUAGAGUUCCCAUCUCUCCCUCUGGUUCAGAGGAUCUGUCGAGUGUCUGCAGCAGCCCCACAUCAAGCCCCAAACCCAAGACCUCUGGUCUGUCGCCAGCACAAAAGUCCAGUCUGAUCACAGCUACGCAGCUCCUCAAGACUCACAUGCAACGCUCGGGCACCGUUCUCACUCACAAGCAGGCUCAAGCUCAGUUUGCUGCUUUUAUGAAACAAAACAUGCUUGUGAGGAAAAAUCUUCCUCCUGGCACCCCUCCUUGUAUUUUUGUACCAGUCAGCGGGGAUCAGAUGGAAGGCCUGGACAGAGAUGAGGUGCGCUCUCAUGGCAAAAGGAGACAGACGCCCAGUCCCACACCGAGCAAAGUCUCCAAGAAGGCAAAGAUUAAAGUCACCAUUGUUUCCCAGAGUGAGACAGCAGGAAGCACCGUCAGCCCUGCCGAGUGCUCAAAACCUGUGGGUGUCUCUGGUAAGCCAUUCUCUAUGGCAAUGGGACAAACUGUGGCUGGUGCCAAGGAACUUUCUGGGCUCCUGACAGGACAGCGGUCUGGUAGUCUCUCAGAGGUGUCUGGUGCCCUGUCCCCAGGCUCCAGCUCAUUCAGCAGCGUGCAGCCUUGCAUGGUGUCGGUGUCCUCCACACCAGUCCAGGUGCAAGCUCCAGCUACUUCCCAAGCACCUUCUGCAAGCAGUCUUCUGCAAGGCCUAAGUUUCAGUCUUCAGGAGAUCGUUACCAAAGCUCCUAACUCACCUUCUACAGCAACAAAUGCAGGCAGCACCCAGGCGGUUUGUGGUAAGUCUCAGGAUCCGGUCCUGAGCUCGGUCGGCACCAGCGGCAGUACUCUGCUCCGGGCUGUGCCUGUGGUCACCGCAGGAGGAGUCGCCAAAACCACAACCAUCCAUCAGCUGCUCGCCAACGGAGGGCUGGCCAAACUGGCCAGCAGCUUGCCCGGCUUGGCUCACAUCACUAAUCAGACUGCUGGGGGACAGAAAGCACCGGCUUCUAUAACGGUGACUCUUCGAGGAGCGCAGCCGAGUCGAGCAUCGUCUCUCAGCCCAGCUGGGGAAAAUGUAACGGCGGCUCGUACACUUGAGCCCAAGCAGUAAAAAUCCUGCCUCACUGUGGAGAUGCAGGAUGGGAAGUGUAAGAUGGUGCUGAGUCGGUGACAUCAUGGAGCGACGGCCUGCUGAGGACACCCGGCUCUCCCUGCAGUGAUGGACACAUGAAG
Messenger RNA from Nematolebias whitei (Rio pearlfish), 2885 nucleotides. RefSeq names its product KAT8 regulatory NSL complex subunit 3 (gene kansl3). Gene Ontology annotation, biological process: positive regulation of transcription by RNA polymerase II. The record is from RefSeq and is a predicted model, not a curated record. Gene Ontology annotation, cellular component: NSL complex. The transcript is spliced from 22 exons. The coding region runs from base 136 to 2763 and encodes 875 amino acids. Lineage: Eukaryota; Metazoa; Chordata; Actinopteri; Cyprinodontiformes; Rivulidae.